Neospora caninum is the source of this 507-nucleotide messenger RNA. RefSeq lists its product as hypothetical. The record is from RefSeq and is a predicted model, not a curated record. Lineage: Eukaryota; Apicomplexa; Conoidasida; Eucoccidiorida; Sarcocystidae. The transcript has a single exon. Bases 1 to 507 code for a protein of 168 amino acids.
AUGGAUAUUCCAACUUUUCUUCCCCUAUUAGCGAAAGGGCGGAAACUUGUGGAAGACUUCCACUGGGACAGGCGGGAAGCAGAUCUUCGGCAAGCAAUUACUACGAUUGCGAACAGGCUCGGGGAGCUGCAUAGAGAAGACGCCCAGCUUCGACAGAAGAAAUUCAUCAACGAAGAGAGGCGCAAACGACGAAUGCUCGUUACAGAUUCGUCCUUCCCGUGCUCUCUGAAAGAGGGAACACCUGAAGCAGUCCUAGACCAAGGCGCUUCCCACGGCGUAAAGCCCCUGCCUAGCAAUCGGUCAUACUGCCCGUCCACGUUGUCCCGCGGUUCUUUUGACGCGCCUGAAUCGGCAUCUCGGAGCAGUCGAUCUCGCGUAACCAACUUCUGUGAGCCGCCUGCUAGUCUGGCCAGUAGGAGCUCGCUUAGGUACGCGUCGGAUAAGGCGAGUAUGAUCACAAAACCCAAACGACUUCGCUUGUGUCAGGUCGAGUCGAAGUCACUGUAA